GGUACUGAGAGGACAACGACUCAGCCAGCUACAGCCAAGAGGAGAUUGCAUCGGGCCCCCCUGUAGUCGGCUUGCCACCUUUUUACUACGACUGAACAAGAUAAAGAAGCCUCUCGAUGACAGGAAAAUUCCGAUUGAUCUCUUUGCACUUCAUGGAUUAAAGCAGAGGGGAGAGGCACUGGGCACACAGGCACAACCCAGUUUCUGUAAACCAAAGAAUAUUUGGUGUAUUCCACCCAUUUCCCCCCCCCCCUCCUCCCUUGCCAAAGGAGGCCCUUUAUUCUCUGUUAAAUGACUGAAGAGUAUUGGCAUUAGAGAGUGGAUUUUUUUCUUUCUGUCCAGACAGAUUAUUAUCAGCAUAUAUUUGGGCUUUGUUAGGGAUUGUACUGACCCAAGGAGGCUUAUAUUUUUAUAAGCACAAUUUGGCUUCACCCAGAUAUAUUUCCUCAACAUUUGUAAUAAAUGGGGGAUUACGGGUUUGGAGUGUUGGUUCAAAACAACACUGGGAACAAGUCAGCUUUUCCAGUCAGAUUUCAUCCACAUCUGCAACCCCCUCACCAUCAUCAGAAUACAACCCCCAGCCCCGCUGCUUUUAUAAAUAACACAGCUGCCAACGGCAGUAAUGCUGGGUCAGCUUGGCUUUUUCCUGCUCCAGCUGCCCAUAAUAUUCAGGAUGAGAUCCUUGGGUCAGAAAAAUCUAAAUCUCAGCAGCAGCAACAACAGGAACAACAAGAGUCAUUAGAAAAACAACAGCUCUCUCCUAGCCAAAGCCAGGAAGCAGGGAUUCUACCUGACCCUGAAAAAGUGAAAUCGGAAGAAAACCAGGGAGACAGCUCUUCUGAGAAUGGCAAGGACAAAAUAAGAAUUGAAUCUCCUGUGUUAACAGGUUUUGAUUAUCAAGAAGCAUCAGGCUUGGGGUCCUCAAACCAGACCUUGACAUCUUCUGCAUCCCCUCUGACUGGUUUCAGCAACUGGUCAGCUGCUAUUGCCCCUUCUUCAUCCACAAUGAUUAAUGAAGAUGCAAGUUUUUUUCACCAGGGAGGGGUCCCUGCUGCUUCAGCAAAUAAUGGUGCUCUGCUUUUCCAGAAUUUCCCACACCACGUGAGUCCAGGGUUUGGAGGUAAUUUUUCCCCGCAGAUUGGACCUUUGUCCCAGCAUCACCCCCAUCAUCCUCAUUUUCAGCAUCAUCAUAAUCAACACCAACAGCAAAGAAGAUCUCCUGCCAGUCCCCAUCCACCUCCAUUUACCCACAGAAAUGCUGCUUUUAACCAACUGCCCCAUUUAGCCAAUAAUCUUAAUAAACCACCCUCUCCAUGGAGCAGCUACCAAAGUCCAUCACCAACACCCUCAUCUUCAUGGAGCCCCAGUGGUAGUGGAUAUGGAGGCUGGGGUGGGUCCCAAGGUAGGGACCACCGCAGAGGACUUAAUGGAGGAAUGACACCCUUGAAUUCCAUAUCACCAUUAAAGAAGAAUUUUGGAAAUAACCACAUUCAGCUGCAGAAAUAUGGUAGGCCCAAUUCUGCCUUUGCACCAAAAUCUUGGAUGGAUGACAGCUUGAACAGAGCCGAUAACAUAUUCCCUUUUGCGGAUCGUACAAGGGCGUUUGACAUGCAUUCAUUGGAAAGCUCUCUGAUUGACAUAAUGAGAGCAGAAAACGAUUCCCUAAAAGCAAGGACAUAUGGUCGAAGGCGAGGUCAGUCCUCUCUCUUUCCAAUGGAAGAUGGAUUUCUGGAUGAUGGUCGAAGUGAUCAACCUUUACACAGUGGCUUGGGAUCGCCACACUGUUUCCCUCAUCAAAAUGGAGAACGUGUAGAGCGUUAUUCUCGCAAAGUGUUUGUGGGAGGUCUGCCUCCAGAUAUAGAUGAAGAUGAGAUCACUGCUAGUUUUCGGCGAUUUGGACCUCUUAUUGUAGACUGGCCACAUAAGGCAGAAAGCAAGUCUUACUUUCCUCCGAAAGGUUAUGCGUUCUUGCUGUUCCAAGAUGAAAGCUCUGUACAGGCCCUGAUUGAUGCAUGUAUUGAAGAGGAUGGCAAGCUUUACCUGUGUGUGUCAAGUCCCACAAUCAAAGACAAGCCUGUUCAAAUCCGUCCCUGGAACCUCAGUGACAGUGACUUUGUGAUGGACGGCUCACAGCCUCUUGACCCUCGGAAAACCAUUUUUGUUGGAGGUGUUCCACGACCAUUACGAGCUGUGGAAUUGGCCAUGAUAAUGGACCGGUUGUAUGGAGGAGUAUGUUACGCUGGCAUAGACACUGACCCUGAGUUAAAGUACCCCAAAGGAGCUGGGCGUGUUGCGUUUUCAAAUCAGCAGAGUUACAUAGCUGCUAUCAGUGCCCGAUUUGUUCAGCUGCAGCACGGAGAAAUAGAUAAACGGGUGGAAGUGAAGCCAUAUGUCUUGGAUGAUCAGCUGUGUGAUGAGUGUCAAGGGGCUCGCUGCAGUGGCAAAUUUGCUCCGUUCUUCUGUGCUAACGUUACCUGUCUGCAGUAUUACUGUGAAUAUUGCUGGGCUGCUAUCCAUUCACGUGCUGGACGAGAGUUCCACAAGCCACUGGUGAAGGAGGGAGGAGAUCGCCCGAGGCAUAUUUCAUUCCGCUGGAACUGAGCAACCCAUGGCUUAGCUCACUUUGCAAGCAUCCAAAUAAGUGCACUCUUCUGUUCUCUUAAUCUCCCUCCCUCCUACCAUCUUUAGGAACGCAUGUCCUCUUGUUGUAGUCUGUAUUUUAACAAUAGUAUAAUGAAAGAAUGACCUACACCAUAGGUAUUUUGUAGAGUCUUGUGUCAUUGAGAACUGUAUUGGAACGCCUCUUGUCCAUAACAAUAUCACUCUGAUGCAUGCACGUUUCAUGCUGACCUUUUCAAAUAGCAAGGGAGCAGGGGGACUGCAACAAUUAUUAUUAAUAUAUUAUUUUUUUUAUAUAUUAUUUUAACGGAGAGGAAAGUUUAAAGCAAGAAAACUAUUGAGCGAGAAAAAGAGUAUUUUUUUUUUUUUUUUAAAUUAAAUUAUUGUUAAAUAAAAAGUAACGUAAGAAUACUGUUAAUGUAACCAUGCAACCACAAUAACACUAUGGAUUUGUUGAACCAUUUUUUAAAUAACUAAAUAUAUAUAUAUAUAUAUAUAUAUAUAUAUAUAUAUAUAUAUAUAUAUAUAUAUAUAUAUAUAUAUAUAUAUAUAUAUAAUUAUAGGGGAUUUUUUUUAGCAUCUAUUUAUUAUUUGUAUUUUUCCAGACUUUAUUGGAAAAAAAAAAGUCAUCAGUUGCCUAUUAAAAGCAUUGAGCAGUAAACAGCAUGGGCAAACAUGAAACGAUAUUUACUUUUCCAGUCAUUUGAGAAGUGAAGGUUUAGAAAUGGCAGAUGCCUCCACAUUUUUUUUUCUUAGUUCUUUUAUGUCAACCUCUUGGAAACUGGUUAAUUCUCCUUAUAGCUCCAAAGUCUUUUAACGAUGAAACAGUGAGCUGUUUGCAUUAAGCUUUUUAAGAAUGUAAAUGUUAAGUGAAGUUACUACUGAGGGGAGUGCACUUAUUUAUUUUUUCAGUGAAAUAGAAAAACAACUUUUUUUUAACAAUAAAAAAAACACAAGUUCAACCAUAGCCCCUUAUUUUCCUCCAAAGUCCUACCAAAGCUCAGUAAAAGUACGAUAAAUAUCCGAAGGCAGGAAUUUCCUCUCCGAAAGAACAAAUGUAUAGAUUUUUAUUUUUUUGAAGCUUAAUAUAUAUAUAAAUAUCUCUAUAGUUCUGAUUUACCUAAGCCUACAUAAGGUGCCGGCUUUUGUUCUCCAUUUUGACACACGAAACUUGAACGAUACCUCCAGGAUGGUAUUUGGUAUUUUCCUUUAGCAGUCUUAAAUCUGGACUAGAACAGGGAAAGCCUUCUCUCAUGCAUAAGCCUUUGACACCUUCCCUGCAAAGUUACUGUGAAUGGCAGUGAUCUUUGUUUAGAUCCCUACAGCAGUCAGGGAUUUAUUGCAUCCGUUGGCUGGUUAGGGGCUAGUUAUAGCUCCCCGCAGCAUAAAGUCACUUUAUACUUCUGCAUCGUCUGUCCACCAAGGCAAGUUUGCAGUUCAAAAAUUGACGUUUUCAUCUUGGUGCAAUGAGAAAGCAGUGGAAAAUGGUGCUGUACUGUGGAACUGCAAACGGGCCAUAAUUGCUUUGCACAUAGUUAAAAAAAAAAAAGUGGCUCUCAAUGCAGAAUUUCUCGUAGCGGGCGCUUUAUUUUUUCAUAAUCCCUCUCCUGUUCUUAAAUAUCCGCUUUUUGUCUUUCCAUUAUUUAGGCAGAUGGUUGUCAUGUCCAUGUACCAUUAACGUGGAUUCGAAGGCUGGGCAGUUAAACGAGAGUGUUGGGGUAAUGGCACACAAUGUUUUGUUUCGCUGCGAAUGCUCAAAACGCCUGAAACCUCCCCAUGUGCCAUUGCUUAGGGGUGCAAUAUUAAUUUUAAGCUGCUUUUACCAGUAACGAAUCUCUCGAUGCCUUAACCCGCUUAGUGCCAGAGAUUUAACAAUCACAUUGCAGUAUCCUUCUAAACAGAGUCUCUUGAAUACUUUAUUUGGCACCAAAUUCUGCCCUGUGCACAAAAAUAGUUUGGUGCACAUGCAUUAUUAGAAUAAUUGCAUGCAAUUAUUGUCAGUUAAAAUGGAAUACAUUUCUAUACAUGUACCACAUUGGCUUAUGGGCGGCAACACAUAUGCAGGUUUUUAUGUGUGUUUAUAAACAUGCACACAUGGUUUUGGAGUCAUUUUACAGAUGGCCAUGCUGCUAUACAGGGCUCCGUAAAGCUUUAUAAAAUGGUAGAUGAGGAGGAUGUUCCCUGGGUGUUAUAGCAGCAAUGCAUUAUAAUAAAAGCUGACCAAUACUGUACAUUGAAAAAGGACAUUGAUCUAUUCAUUUUUUCAAGGGUUCGCCUUACGGAUUUUAAAAAUGUACUAGGUAAGGAGCUUCUUUUAGGUGUGAUGUCAAGGCCGGUUCACAGAAAUGAGCGGGAAAAAGAUCUUGUUAUUGGUUUUAAAGGAAAACUAUACCCCCCAAACAAUGUAGGUCUCUAUAAAAAGAUAUUGCAUGAAAGCGUUCAUAUGUAAAACCCUGCAUCAUGUUAAUAAACCAUUCUCAUUAUAAUAUACUUUUUAAGUAGUAUGUGCCAUUGGGUAAUCUUAAAUAGAAGACUUUCAUUUUAAAAAAUAAGGGAUUGUACGAUUUAAUGUGCACACAUACACGCCAAAUAAACCAUACAUGUUGGGUCACAUGAGCCAAUUAACAGACAGAAUUCUGUCUUUUGCUCCCACACUUCUUCCUGUUACUGUUAGAGUUGUAGUAUUUCUGGUCAGGUGAUCUCUGAGGCAGCACAGGGACCAUCACAAAAUGGUAGUUUAAGACGAAAUGUAAAAGGGCAGUUUUUACGUAAAAAUAUAUUAGUUUGGGAAGAUUUUUUUCAUAUGCCACUUAAUAUGAUAUGAACUAUCUGUUGCUUAAGUAUUCAUUUUGGGGGUAUAGUUUUCCUUUAAGCAGUGAGCCUGUGUAUAUUAUUAAAAUGCACCCAAAAAUGAGGGGCAUUGCUUUUAAGCAUGCAAUUUCAACAACAUAGGUUGGGCAUACUAAAGACUCCCUAUGUAGUGUUAUGCAAGUCUUUAAGGUGGAACCCUUUUGUGAUAACCAACGUGAUGUGGGCAUAUGGCACACCCAGCCCUGAUUAACUAGAGUCUAUACCAGAUCUAGAAAUGUAUGGGAAACAAACUAGUUAAAUGCAGAUGUGGCGGUGACAGGUAGACCACUGCUCAGAAACAUCGAAGUGGUGGGCCGCCAUCUUUGUCUUGGCACAUUUCCUGUACAGCAUUAUAGAAAGCAGUAACAAGCACAGUGGAUACCAAACUACCAUGGGUGCCACUUAACCCUUCAAAAUCAACAUUGGAAUGGGGUUAUGUUAAAAUAAAGUACAAAAUGGAGACAUUUGCUGGAGGAUACUGAAGUCUAGGCAAGGGAGCUGCUUUUAAAACCCGUCCCUCGAUUAUUUAAAAAAGCAAAAAAAAAAAAAACUUAUAUGGUGGGUGCUCUUGAAUUCAUCUGGUCAGGAAUUCUCCCAGAUCCUGGGAGAUUGUUUAAAAGCUUUUUAUGCUUUGGAUAUGUGUAUAUAAAUGGCAUGGGGGUGUGCUAGAGUGCCAUUCCUACCAGUAAACAGUGGCAAUGAUUUAACCUUUUCACUGCCAAAAGACGGCACCACGUUACAUGCAGUACAUCAUAGAGUGUUCUGCAUAUAAAAGAAUGGACCACAUUGUGGCUAGAGGUGGCUGUUGCCUUCUCCCCCAGCAUGGAAAAGGUUAACCCUCCAGAAUAAACCAACAAAUAAAACACUGUUUGGAAGCUAAGCUUUGAAGUAUAUUUUCCUUUAAUUUCCCCUUUGUACAUGACCUGCUGAAUUUUCGGUACAGUGUUUUUGUAGCUAACUUAUUUUUGUCAUGCACAUAUUGUACACUUGUUAUGCACUAAUUUUAUAUAUAUAUAUAUAUAUAUAUAUAUAUAUAUAUAUAUAUAUAUAUAUAUAUAUAUAUAUAUAUAUUCUCUUAUGUUUCCAGCAGUGAGCAUGUAGGCCCACUUUUCACUGGCGGGAUAUCUCUUUAUGCAAUACCUCAAUUUUUCAUAUUGCAAAGAGUAGCUUUUUGUACUUUUAUUACCGAGAGAUCUUCAUAGAAUUCAUUUUUUAAGAUAAAUAAUUUUAAUAAAUUUUUAUUUUCUUAUAUUCUGCUUUUUAUACAUUUCAGUGCUCUGCAUACAUAUGGUAUGAUGGAUGUGGCGCACUGGUAAUGCUACUUUAGAAUCUGCAGAGAUACAAUAA
Messenger RNA from Xenopus laevis (African clawed frog), 6816 nucleotides. It is a transcript of the gene cpeb4.L, whose product is annotated as cytoplasmic polyadenylation element-binding protein 4. The transcript has 9 exons. Gene Ontology annotation, molecular function: ribosome binding; translation regulator activity; translation factor activity, RNA binding. Gene Ontology annotation, biological process: negative regulation of cytoplasmic translation; regulation of translation; translation. The record is from RefSeq and is a predicted model, not a curated record. Gene Ontology annotation, cellular component: nucleus; neuron projection; synapse. NCBI's taxonomy places the organism in Eukaryota, Metazoa, Chordata, Amphibia, Anura, Pipidae. The coding region runs from base 463 to 2601 and encodes 712 amino acids.